CCUGUGUUUCCCCAGUUCUUCUUCUCGUGUGUGGAGUUAUUGCAAGGAGAUUUAGCUGCACGACCUUUCGACUGUCUUUGUUUCGUUUAAGCCAGGUAAUCUUAAAUAAGCAUUAUGGGAUCCAGUGAGAGCAAGAUGCUUGCAUCUGCACCUAAAAAACCAGAACCAGCCAUCAAAAACAGUCAUGUUAGUCAUCUGAUAGACCCACGCUCUCCUUCAGCAGGCAUUGACCGUACUCCUAUUCAGGUUGGUGGACUUGUGUCCCAAACAUCUGCUGCAGUGAAAAGUGAGUGCCCACUGGCAUUCACCGACCCUCGCUCACCUACCAUUGGCAUUACCCGCACCCCUGUCAGAGAAGUCAUGAGAGCGACAGUUGGGUCAUUUGCUCGCCGUUUGGGCAUGCUUUUCCACAAUGAGAUCGAAGGCAAAGUCCCUGAAGCACCCGAGAAACGCUUCAAGGAUGCUGUGGAAGAGGAAGUGUUCGAGGGUGAGGAGCUGGCUUCCACUGUGCCCCUCCUGACUCCUCAGCCUUCCCACACCUUCAGCUCCCUGGCUGAGCAUGCUGACCUCCUCGCGACUCCUGUGCUGCCCUCCCUCCAGAGUGUGGGUGACUCCAGCCCCUUUGUGCUCCUCGGGGAGCCCCAGGCGGAAGUGGAGAUAGAAACUGAGGCAGAUAUUAGCCUGGAGGAGGCAGAAGAAGCAAGAGAGUCUCCUCUUCACAAGAGACUGAGCAUGAGCCUCAUAACCUGCCAUGAGGGCACAACCUCAUCGCAGAUCUUUGCUGAGGUGCACCGUGAUAGUAUUACUUCUCCUGCACCUAGUGUGGAAGUGGAGCCACUCAGGGAUGGUGUGGAUCACUCUUAUGCUCUUCCUUCUAUCACUGUUGAACCUGAGUCCCCUGCUGAGCCUUCCCCAACCACUGAUCUAGAUGAUUCCCCAGUUCAGACAUCCCCUGCACAGCCAGAGAAAGCAGAGAAACUGUCAUCUUCUGAGGAAACUGAACUUUUUAAAGAAUCUGCUUUGCCUCCUGCAUCGGCUUCAUCAGAGCCACCGACUGUCCCCAGCCCAGAGCAGCCACAGCUCUGCACCGGCAUCCGCUGCCCCACCUUUGACUCAAAGAGUCCCAGUCAGGUGGUGUUCAAGCCGCAGUGGCUGGGAAAAGGCUUUGGUGCCUCUGGGCUAAGAGCCAGAGGACUGCAAGGGCAGAGUGGAAAAGGAGGCUCCUCUCCUCUUGCUGUCCGUGUGGCGGUGAAGAACGCAGCUAAUGAAAAUAAGGGGCAGUCUGGAAAACUGAAGCAGAAAGGCACUGAAGGCCGCUCCCCACUGCAGAUCCUUAAGGAGACCAACUCACCCAGGGACCAACGUUCUCAGAUGAAACUGAAGGUGUCCACCUCAGAUAAGCAGAGGCGUGGACAGAUUGACCGCAGAGUGCUGGCAGUGACUCUGGAUAAGGAGAACAGAUGAUGGACUGCAUCCAUGUGUGCAGAUUCUUGCCGAUUUAUCUCUUGAAAUAUGCUUUUACGUGUACAGUUUUCUUAAGCUGAUUUUGUCUUGUGUGUAUAUAUUACUUUUAACUGUCACUUUGUGCAGUUUUCUACCCUGCUUUGUCCUUUUGUAAAUAUAAAUAAAAUUAUUCAUACCUCA
Messenger RNA from Toxotes jaculatrix (banded archerfish), 1644 nucleotides. RefSeq names its product cell division cycle associated 3 (gene cdca3). The transcript is spliced from 6 exons. The record is from RefSeq and is a predicted model, not a curated record. The coding region runs from base 115 to 1464 and encodes 449 amino acids. NCBI's taxonomy places the organism in Eukaryota, Metazoa, Chordata, Actinopteri, Toxotidae.